Molecule: messenger RNA, 857 nt
Organism: Triticum aestivum (bread wheat)
Lineage: Eukaryota; Viridiplantae; Streptophyta; Magnoliopsida; Poales; Poaceae
Exons: 1
Coding region: 11-715 (234 amino acids)
Source: RefSeq, a predicted model, not a curated record
GUUACACACUAUGCUUACAACCAGGAUUAUGUUAUAUAGAGAGGACUACCUUCAUAAUCCCAUUACUGCAAACACGCCAACAUUCUCAAACAUGAGAAUGGUUACCGCAGCUUCCAUCAUGUGCAUUUGCCUCAUCGUCCACGUUGUUCUCUUAGCAACCACGGCGGUCGCCAGGACCACCACGACCUUCCCCACGUCCGACGUCACCAACGCCACGGCGGCGGCCAACAGCAACACCGCAAACGGCGUCGAGUCCCCUGCAGCGACGGCAGCGCUCAACAGCUCGGAUCAGUACAUCUGCUACCUCUGCCGCCAGCGUAACACCCUGAUGAUCAAGUGGUGUCCCCUCUACAAGGACGACUGCCACCUCGCAUGCCUGUCCUCCACGUCCCCUAUCCGCCACCCCCAGCUGUACCCCGCCGCCGACGUCGAAGGUAGGAAGAGCACGCUGGGAACCGGCCCUGGCGGCUCGAACGUCGACGACUGCUACGUCAUGAAGCUGUACCCGGAUGGCAGGUGGGUCAUAACCGUGGCGGUCAGCUGCAAGGCGGUGGCGGGCUGCUACCUCGUGUGCAGCCAUGGAGACGCGGCGCUUGGGAGCAGAGCCGACGACACCACCCCGGCCUUGGCCAGGGGGUCGCCGUUGCCCGGCGCCUCCGAAUUCCAGCGGUGCGGCGAUCAGUUCCCGGCGCGCGCGGCAGGCAACGGCGUCUAAGGCUCUAAACCACGGCCAUAUGAUUCGGUUUAGAUGGUUUCUAUCGGCUUAAGCGAGAUUUAAGCAUCCAGUUUCUCGCGGGGCAGACAAGAAAAAUUCUUCCAUCGCAGUUCUAAUUAAUCAUGAGUCCGUGGUUUGUUUU